UCGAACCGUAGGGCCCCCGGCCCCCGUUCUGUUAGUGUAGUCUAGGCGCUACCAGCUGGCUCUCCGCACACUUAAACUCCGCAGUCCCAGAUGGACUGAUUUGACGAGACUAAGAAGAUGACAGGUCAUGAGCGGCUGGAUGAAGACCUGUUGAGUACGGGUUGUCUCAUGGACCUGGACUGUUCACGGUACUCAAUAUGCCAGUUGGCGAAUGGCUGUAGAUGCCAAGACUGGGGAGAAUGUACGUUGGUGAGGAUCGCCGGUCAACCAUGCUUCACUAACGCACAGUGCGCCGCGGGGCUGGUCUGCUCUGGUGAGGGCCACAGCCGCUGCGUACCCAACACUCAUCUGGAGGACCUCCCACGGUUCGCAGACCUCCCCGAGCCGGACAUCGGACAUCCCCCGGACAUCCCUGCCACAUACGGAGGUGCCGUGUUGGUCGCCGCCAUCAGCAUCGCUCUUGUCGUACUCUGUCUCGCUCUGGCCGCAUGGUACCGUCUCACGGCUCCCGUCUCUCACCCUCCUCACAUGGAAAUGGCCUCUCAUACAGAUGUCCUUGUCGGUAUGAACCACAUCCAGCCAUUACCUUGCUACAGCUCCACUCAGUUCUUCUCCCAACCUCAGUCCUACAGAGACCAGUAGUUAUUCUCCUGUAUAUAAAUAACUAUCUUGCUCCCUCUAUAGUAUCUGAAGGAACGGUUUCUCAUACACUGUAUUUGAAAAUUGUCUAGUGCGUGCAGUCCUUAUCGCAAUAUAAGUUAGCCAAGUAACAAAAAGGGUGGAUGGUCACUCCUUAGACUUAACUAGAGAGUGACUCGAUCCUUGUAAGAGCUCUUGUCCGUCCAUUGGUGGGAUCCAGUAAUAAUCUUGAUGCAUAUUAAGUUCGGGUUUAAAACAAUGAUUCACACAGUCCCUAGAGUGAAAUAAACCGUCCACACGUUGUGAAACUGCAAUAAAAAAAGCAAUUUGAUCAUUUAAUGUUACCUGAUAGUGUCAGAGUUGACAGCGAUGUAAUAAGCAAUCAAAAGUUUUUACUACAGAUUCAGGCGUUGUUCACGACGGAAUUUUGAUCUCUAAAAAAAUAUAACUUUAUAAACUAAAUAAAUGUUUAUUCUACCAUUAUCCUACAUGGCAUGAAUCAUCAUUAUGUAGACCUAUUAAUUUUAAUUUCUAGAAGAGCUUAAGUUUAUAUUAAGUGAUUGGCCAGCAAGGUUGUUAAUAACGUUAAGUAGUUUACAUUUAAAAAAGUGAAUUUAGUAGCUUUUGUUCGAUUUUGGAUAGCAAUUUUACGAAAAUAUUGUUCGGUGCAGUUGCUAUUUUUACCAUGAAUUGUUGUUGCUGAAUUAACUAUAUGUUAUUAAAUAAUGCCACAUUAAUUAUUGUCUAGGCAACACAUUAUAUCUUAGUGUUGGCGCGACUGGAAGUGUAUACAGUACAAGUGAACAGAGCGGCAAGCGGGUGGAAAAGGAAGUGUAAAAAAUUGAAGAAGAAAAUAAUAAUUCUGAGGAAAAUGACAAUUAAAUUGUUCCCCUUUUAUUAUUAAUAUCUCUUUAUCUUCAAUAUAAACUAUUUCCGAUGUUCACUUUUACUUUAUUUAUUCCAUAAAAUGUAGUUUUUAAUGAUACAGUAAGUUAGUAGUUGAUUGGUGUCUUGGGGAGGUCCUGAGAGGACAGUAUAGUAUUGUAUGUAGUAAUAUCUUGUGUUCUGAGAUAUAAAACCUUUAGACAAGGGCAGAUAUCAAUUCUAAAGACGGUGUGUUUCUGAUGUCUAAAUGAUAAUUAUUAAUGAACUAUAAACAAAGAAAAUGUUUGUCAAAACUGUUAAGUUAAACAGUCAGUUAAGUUACAGAAGGCCCAGCCUGAUUUUUGCACACUGAUUGCACUUUUAGCCGUCAUUUGUUACAUUUUAAAAUGCCACUUUAAAAUUCUAUGGUCAGUAAACUUCAUUUGAUAAAAAGUGAAUAGGAGAUGCAAAAAAAUAGUUUUUCGUGGGGUGGCAAAAUACCCAGCACUAUGUCAGAAUUAUGCUGAUACUAACUCCUAGAUUUGUAUAAAUAUGGAAUCUAAUAUAACUUUGGCAGGCAAGACACCUCUAACAGUAAUUUAGUUUACAGUGUAUAUAAAUGUGGACGUUUCAAAACAUCCAGGUUCAAAACGUAACUUUUAUAUUUUAUUGAAGUUUGGUAGAUUUGUGAUUUCAAAUCUCACAGAUUAAAAAAGCCCAGUUUUUAAUUUAUAAUGUCUUCAAAAGAGUGAGUUUCGUAAUGGAAAGGUUCAAAACGUAAGGUACCUAUGUCUAAUAGUUUAUGUUUUAAACGACCAGUUUCAAUAUAUAGUUUCAUAACGUCAAAUUAAGUCUGAUCCAUCCUUCGCUCUAGCACUAUUCAAUUGUAAUGAGUGAAAGUCUUCUAAAAUAACCAGUUAAUAAUAAGCACUAGUUUUGUGCCAAAACGAGUUCAAAUGGCGUUUCACAUCAUCUGUUUCAGGCGUUGUGGAACUUGCCUCACGCAUAUUGCAGGCAUUUCACUCAACAGUAGUUCUAGCCAAGCUCAACGACGUAUAUAAACUGCAAAAGUUAAUUUUAAGAAUAUAAAAAAUAAUGCUUGAUAUUUGGAUUAUACAAAAGCUUGUGAAAGUACCGUUACUGUCCAAUAAAUAGACCCAUGUAUUAAAAUGAUACUAUUAGUAGAUAAUCAACAAACCUAAAAAUUUAUUAACUGUUUGAAUAUUUAACAAAACAUGUAAUUAAAUUAUAAUAUAAGUAAUUUUGAGUCUUCUUUUAUUAAAUUUACGUUGGAAUAAAAUAAUAACCUCUAUUACGAUGAAAUUGUGGUUUUAAUGUUUAGUACUAAGCACUAUUAUUGGAGAAAUACAAAAUCUAGAAUGAGAACACUAGAAAUAGUCAAUAUUUAGACGUCCAAAUCACUGUUUGAAUGUUCCAUCAAGAUGGGUUAAGGUACAGAUGGGUUAACCACCAAGUCACUUAUAACAAACAUUAUUGACUUUUACGGUGGUGCAAUUGAUUUAUAGUUGUACUUAUUUAUUCUUAAUUUCAUAGUCACAGCGCUUUAAUGUAACUUCCCUGCACACAAAACAAAUUUACCCCUCCAUAAAAAGUUAUAGUCAUUCAAGUAGAAUUUGUGGGCAAUUUUGUAACCAGGCUUAAAGAUAAAUGGACAAAGAUAACAAUAUAAAUUGUAUAGUAUGUAUUUAAAUGAUGACAUUUGGAAUUACAUGAUUUUCAAUUAUAUAUGACAAUGAAUUACAUUGUUUUUUGAAAAUGUUGUUUAAAAUAUUACUGGUUUUUAAUAAAAUAUGGCUCAGGGAAAUUGCAUUUUUUAUAAGUAAAAGAACGUUUUAUUCCCUUCAUUCAUGUUUCAUAUAGUAUGGAUACUGUAAAGAUUGCAUACACUAAUCUUUGAGGUGCUUUUCUGUGGCCUCUUUGCAAGGUACACCUCAAAUGCUGCUUUAUAUGCCCAUAACUCCUCCUGCAAUGAUUAAUAAAUUUUCUAUUUUUCGAACCGAACAAUGGUUGCACCAUUUUAAAUUGGCUGCAAGACGUGAUUGACGGGGUAAUAUAUUCCGUUCGCCAGUAUAACAAUAUCAUUUGUUUAUAAAUUUAGUUAGUUUUAUAAAUCAGUUAGAUAUCUAGGCUAUAAUGUAACCAAUAUUAAUCUACUGUAUUUUUAACGUUUAUGCGCAUGUAUCUUAAUGUUGAUUAAGAAGCUCAACAGCUUUGUACAAAUUAAUUGAUAUUUGUACCGAUUUGUACAAAAUAACCCUGUUGAUUUUAUGAAUGCUGUGAGAUAAUAAUAGUCUAAUACGAGUAUUUAUGUCCAUAUCUUCAAACCAUGUGAAUUUUCACAGCAAAAAUGGUUAAGAAAACUACAACAUUCAAGGUGCAUAAAAUAUGGAUUCCCCAAAUAAGCCAAUAGAAAUUUACACCAAGAUACGCAUAACAAAGUUCUAAUUGGGGUACCAUUUAUCAAUCACUAGCGUGCCUAGGAAAAUGCCAUAUAUACAUUUUUAAGAUUAUUAUACUUACCUUACAGAACAUAUCUAUAUUUGGGAUUUCCAGUUCUUCAAUAUAUGACGACAAUAAAGUGAUUAUCUUAUUAGAUAGUCCAUUUGAUAAAUACAAUAUGAGCUAUUUCCUAUAUUAUACUGGUAACCAAAUAAAACUAAGGAAUCCUGUAUAUUCAUUACACUGUUUUUUUGUUUAAAGUUUGUUAUUGACGAUGGAAGGUUUGAAAGGGUAACAGGAUUUCGUACAUCCGCCAUCGUUGUACGUUAAAAUGUAUAACAUAACGUUUCGAGGAUUAAGAUCCACCCUCUUCUUCGGAUGUGCGUGGGGGGUGGGGUUAUUAAUACAUAUAAAAAUAAAAUACAGAAAGAAGAAAAUAAGGGAAAUAAAAGGGUUCAAAAAUAUCCGAAAACUGCUUGAAGUCGGUCAAGGUGUUGUCACUGCGUAGAAUGCAAGUCCCGAGCACAAGUAGUCAUGUUGUUAGCAGUCAGUAUCCCACUUUUGCAUGUGCUGGUGUGGCGUGUGAUUGUGCUCUUGACUUCUCGUCCUUGUGACUAGUGCUCAGACUUGCAUCCUGUGUAGUGACAACACCUGGACUGGUCUCCAAGCAGAUUUCGGGUACGUGUCAUUUACUAUGUAUGUAUUAUUAACCCCCCUCCCCGACCUGACGAACAGGACAGAUUUCAUCCUCGAAACGUGUUAUACAUUUUGUAACAUUUCAAGAUUUCAAGAUCUUUAUUCGUAAAUGCAAAAUACAUUUUUACAUUACAUGUCAAAAUACUAAAACUAUAUCUAACUUAACAAAUCUCUUACACAGUAAAAACAUUUAUCAAGAAACAUAUGAUACUCGUUCGACUUGUUGGCUUUUAUAAAUUUAUAUAGUUGAUUAGUCCAUUUCUUAAAAAGGUACGUCUCUUAUAAAAAAUAAUUAUUGCAAAAGAAUGAAACAUUUGUACAUUGAUAUUGUGAAAUAAAAAUAGAUAGAUAGAUAUUAAAUGUGUAUUGAUGAUUUGGGUACUUUUUCACUUUAAAUUAAAUAUAUAUAUAUAUAUAUAUAUAUAUAUAUAUAUAUAUAUAUAUAUAUAUAUAGUGUGAGUAUUAUGUAAAAACUAUAAAGCAAAUCAAACUAUAUAUAAUGGUCCAUUUCAUAAUACAUUACGGUUUAUGCUCUAGAUUAAACUAAAAUUACCGAUAACAUUACCGAUAUGUAAUGAUUAUGUAACAAAUAAUUAACACGAUAUUUUAGAAAGCAAUAGAAAUAUAUUCUAACAAAAAGUUAGAUUAAAACAGCUGAAAUAGUUUAAGUUUGAAUACAAUAUAUACAUGUUUAUUUCAUUUUCUUUGAAUAUUACAACGGAAGCUGAAUAAAAUGUAUUUAAACCUUUAAUAAAUUGGUCCUGUUAAUAGUCCUCAUUUUUGGAACAAUUAUGCUGUUGUUGUUUGUAUAUCUUUUGAAGUAAUUAUUACUGUAUUCAAACCUUUUACUUUCUCCAAUAUUAUAUCUAAAUAUGGUUUUAUUGGUGUAUAACAUUGCUGUUUUUAUUGUUAUUGUGCACAUUCUAAGCGAACAUUGUCGUCUUUGUGGAAUUGUUGUACAAACUUUUGCUUAUCUUGUACAAUUUUAUAAUUUUCAUCUGCAAUAAAUAUAACAUUGUUUCCUU
Molecule: messenger RNA, 5684 nt
Organism: Homalodisca vitripennis (glassy-winged sharpshooter)
Lineage: Eukaryota; Metazoa; Arthropoda; Insecta; Hemiptera; Cicadellidae
Exons: 2
Coding region: 118-642 (174 amino acids)
Source: RefSeq, a predicted model, not a curated record